ACGUUAUUUAAUCGCCGUUGUAAGUGUUUUCUCAAUCAUCGAUAUUUCCGUUUUCUCCAAUUGGCCAUUUCUUUCCACCCCUCUCUGAAAAAACCUCCACCUUCUACCUCUUCUUCUUCCUUUCUCUACGGUUCGUUUUUUACCCGAACCGUUUCAAAUCACACUCUCACAGAAAACUUAAUCAAACUAACCGCUGAAGAAAAUUCACCAAAUCAAUUCAACUCUUCUCACGGUUGUUAGAGAUCGGAGAGGAGAAGAUCUAUGGCGCAUAGGGUGGAUCAUGAGUAUGAUUACUUGUUCAAGAUCGUUUUGAUCGGGGAUUCUGGUGUUGGUAAAUCCAACAUUCUCUCUAGGUUUACUAGAAAUGAGUUUUGUUUGGAGUCUAAAUCUACUAUUGGUGUUGAAUUCGCCACCAGAACCCUUCAGGUAGAGGGAAAGACUGUAAAGGCACAGAUCUGGGACACAGCAGGUCAGGAGCGGUACCGUGCCAUUACUAGUGCCUAUUACAGAGGAGCUGUUGGUGCUCUCCUUGUAUAUGACAUUACCAAGAGGCAAACCUUUGACAAUGUCAACCGGUGGCUGCGUGAAUUAAGGGACCAUGCGGAUUCUAACAUAGUGAUCAUGAUGGCAGGAAAUAAGUCUGAUUUGAACCAUCUUAGAGCUGUUUCAGAGGAUGACGGUCAAGCAUUGGCAGAGAAGGAGGGUCUCUCUUUUCUCGAGACAUCUGCAUUGGAAGCAACCAACAUUGAGAAGGCAUUCCAAACCAUAUUGACAGAGAUUUAUCAUAUUGUAAGCAAAAAAGCACUUGCAGCUCAGGAAGCAGCUGGUACCUCACUUCCUGGCCAAGGAACCACCAUCAAUGUUGCAGAUUCAUCUGCCAAUACAAAGAGAGGCUGCUGUUCGACUUAAUGUGACAUUUUCAGAUAAAUCGUUACUAGCAGAUAGUAUUUUUUCCCCCAAUUCUGAUUUUGCUCCUUUCUCUUUUUAUUUUUCCUUCUUUAUGGGUGAGAGAUAAACAUGUAGAUUACAUUUUACUUUGUUGAGUUGCGAUGAGGAAGCUUGUGAAAGAUUCAAAACUAGUUGUUGCUAGUUUCUUUGGUUAUCUCUUCCUUGAUGUGAUAGUUUCUUUUGAAUUGAUGUAAUAUUGGAUCUGACAGAUAUUUGAUGAUAUAGCGUUGGUUAAUGAGAAUCUGACGUUUCAGGGAGGUUUUGUAAGAUUAAAACUGCAUUCGGUGUUUGUUUAUUAAAUUGUUACAAGGUUACUUGAGAUGUUUUCACCGAAUGUAUGAUAAUCCCCUUUGGAAUGGAAUAUAUAUAUUUUUGGUA
Molecule: messenger RNA, 1326 nt
Organism: Medicago truncatula (barrel medic)
Lineage: Eukaryota; Viridiplantae; Streptophyta; Magnoliopsida; Fabales; Fabaceae
Product: ras-related protein Rab11C
Exons: 3
Coding region: 262-909 (215 amino acids)
Molecular function (GO): GTP binding; GTPase activity
Source: RefSeq, a predicted model, not a curated record